AUAUAGUAACGCUGUCGCGGAAGAUGGCGAGCGCGCCGUUUUAUUUGCUUUAAAUUAGUCCGUCGUGGAGAUUCGUCAUAAUGACGGGUUUGGUCGCAACAUGUCUCGUGCUUGGAAUCGCCUCUCUUUUUUUUUUCUUUGUAGUAUGUCUAGUCUGCAGCUUCCUAUCAAAAUUCUACAUGCCCUUCAAUUUCAAUGGUCCACUCAGGUAUGCUGCUUUCGUUUGUUCCAGUUGGUACGCGUUAUCCUUGCAGGAAUAUUGUUAUAUAGUCCACAUCAAGGUGGUUGUCGUUAAUGUCCAGCACCACAGUAUGCGCUACGGCCACGGCCAUGAAUCGAGCGACUUGAUAGGUGAGUUGAGGACAAAGAACACCAUCGCAGCUUAAUAGUCAUCAUAAUAAACAAGAUCGGCAUGCGGUGCCUUCGCCUUGAGUUGA
Gamsiella multidivaricata is the source of this 437-nucleotide messenger RNA. RefSeq lists its product as uncharacterized. The record is from RefSeq and is a predicted model, not a curated record. The annotation marks the transcript as partial. The transcript has a single exon. NCBI's taxonomy places the organism in Eukaryota, Fungi, Mortierellomycota, Mortierellomycetes, Mortierellales, Mortierellaceae.